AUGGCCGUGGGGAGAAACUUGCGAACUGCAAAGUUGUCGGGAGUUUACAAUACUGUUCAGCUAUAUCCUGCAAAGGAAGGCAUUGUGCGGAAGACGAUGGAGCUGAUGGAUUACUUGCCGCCGGAGUCUAACACCAAUUGGAGUGGAUUUGUCGCCUCUCCUCCUCCCCAAUCUCCUCCACUUUCAUAACACCAAUUGCUUUCUGUAAACAUAAUGUUAUGAUGAUGUUCUUGCUAUGAAUAACAAAUGUAAUUUGGAAAUUUUAGAUUUCGAUAAGUUAAGCUUUACUCUUUCAGUUGUGGAAAUUACGAGUUCAAAUUGUAACAUAUUUUUCUGAUUUAAUUGGUGGACCAUGCCGACACAUCAUCAGUUGUUGUUGUUUUUUUUUAGUUUCACUAGAAAGUAUUUGUUACUAUUUCAAAA
Thlaspi arvense is the source of this 423-nucleotide messenger RNA. Lineage: Eukaryota; Viridiplantae; Streptophyta; Magnoliopsida; Brassicales; Brassicaceae. The record is from the annotation of a GenBank genome assembly.